Rubroshorea leprosula is the source of this 851-nucleotide messenger RNA. NCBI's taxonomy places the organism in Eukaryota, Viridiplantae, Streptophyta, Magnoliopsida, Malvales, Dipterocarpaceae. The record is from the annotation of a GenBank genome assembly.
AAGAGAAAGAAGGCGAGUUUACUGCAAAGAUUUCGUAAGAAUCUACCUCGACCUCAUUGAUAAGCUCUGAUUUCCGUGACGAGAUGGACCAGACGGUUGUCUACAGAUGCUAAGUGAAGCCGAGUGAGGUGGGGAAUGGUCUCCGGAAUCCCUGAAUAACGCUUCCGACGAAGGAGACCCUUAUGCCUGGUGAUGUAGCACUGGAGUUUCAAACUUUCACAGCGAAGAAGCUGCAAAAGCAUUUGCUUUGGAAAUAUACUGCAUGUGCUUGAGAUUAAAGCCUAAAGGAGCGUGACAGGAUGCUCUCCAGUAGGAAUGGGAUUCCCUCCCCUUCCUUCCUUCCUUUUUUGUCCAAGUUUAAAAGCAUAUAAACUCCCAUGAACAGAAGGUACAUAGUAAUCUGUUACCAUAAUUUCAUUCAUCUCUUCUUUGGUUGAUGAAAGAUUUCGUAAAGACUACUAAGCAGGGAUUUCCUGAUGAUUCUCAUGUUAUAAAACCACUUUGCCGUCCACUUAUUUUCCCUUUCCUUUUCAUUCCUAAGACCAAGGAAUACUAGGUUUUAGUAAGAUACAGGUUUAAUCUUACACUUUUUUUUUGGAAAGGGGCGUCUUAAUAUCUGCUGAUUCUCUAAUUUUCUUAUACUAUCUUUUUGUUCUGAGAGGAAUUAACAAGGGUUUGACUUCCUUUGUGUUACAGCGCAGGUGUUAUACUGACAACUUCAAGUGAAAGGGCCCUCGAAGUAUGAGGACGAUUAAAUUAAUCAACGCCUGACAGUGACAUGGUUUGUAAUAUACUAAUAUCUUUUGCACCUCUCCUUAUAAUACUUGUUGUAAGAAAUACUGUGGCUCUUA